AUGGCAGAUGGAGCCGAUGAGUUGGAGAAGCAGGCCCAGGAGAUGGCUGAAAAGGCACUUCCUGCAAGUCUGCCUGAGGCCGCUCGCAAAGCCAAGCUUCCCGCUGUAAAGCAGAAGAUCUUGGAACGGCUGAAGGCCCAGAAGGUUGAGCAAGCCACAAAGCCUCUGGCCAAACAAGGUGCAGCGCCACCUGCUCCCACUGCCGGAGUUCAGGUGCCCGGCCACAUACCUCCUCCACCGCAGCCACCUGCGCCGCCACCACCGCCUUCAGAUGUGGGGGUCGCUAUAGUCCGACUAGACGGCGUGGAGGUCUGUGGUGACGAACCAUGGUUUGCAGAUGCAGUCAUUCGACGUCGGCUCCGCGAGUCGGUGGCGGAUGCCCACAAGGAGCAGAAGAUCCUGGUGGGAUUGCCAUCGGAUGAGGUGGUAAGAAUUUGUCCAGAGGAUGGUCGAGUUCCCUUCGCUGGAGCCGUGCUGCGACUCGGUGGUGCUCACCUUGGUGGCUACGGGGAGUCCGACGUUGCCUAUGCGUACCGCCAGCUUUCUCGAGCUCUCCACCCAGACAAGAACCCAGACCUGGGGGAGAAGGCUCAAGCUGCCUUCCACAGACUCUCGGAGGCAUCCGAAGAACUUCGGCAAGGACUCCAAGAGCAACGCCACGCUUUGAAGCUCAUCGUCGGCGUCAUGGGCGGCACAGCCACCGAGACAAUGCUCGAAAGACCGCAGGAGGCUUUAUUUGCGGAAGCUAGUCGGCUGCUUUGUGCAGUAUGCGGCAUAGUGACUGAGGGGGAAGUUUCAAGCGUGGCACAGGGACGAGCCCAUGUCAAGUUUGAGCGAUCAUCCCGAAUGUUCUACAGCUGUCACAUGCAGACGCUGAUGGCAGAGUGGUUCGAGAAGACGCACUUGCUCGAUCUUUACGCCAGCGUGCCUAUCAGGACAGCAUACGACUGUGCCCCGAAAUGCUUCCGGGCACAGUUUUUGUGCCUCCUCAACAGGGCAGCCAUGGCAGAGGCGAAGCGCUUCAAUGACUGUGUGCGGGGCAGCUGGCCGAAGAUCAUGCAGACUUUUCCGGAAAUGAGCCUUUGGCGCGAGCUUCGCCAGGCCAUCCUCGCCCGUGUGUGGGACAGCAGCGGCGAGCCUGUCGAAGCACCUCCAGAGGAAGUGCCGACAGAGCAGGGCAAGCGUAGCAGGAGCAAGAGCAGAAGAAGGAGUCGGAGUCGAAGUCGGCGUCGUCACAGGGACGACAAAAAGAGCCGGCGCUCCUCGCAUGACGAAGAGGUUGAUGAUGGCCGGCGCCAUCGGGAUGACACCAACUGGUAUGAACGCAACCCGAUUCGAAGCCGUGGUAGAGGCUCCAUGGCUGAACGCGAGCGAAAGAGAGACUUGGCCUGGGAGGCUCGCUGGACAACCAGCGAUGAGGAUGGGCAGAGGCCAGCUCAGGCGGAGGAGUCUGCAGAGCUUCCUCCGAUGCGAGACGCCCGUGAGGUCAUUGCUGUCCAUCCAACUACUGGCUGGCGUGCCUGCAAAUGGGCACGGAAGUGGAGAUCUGCCAUGGCUGCCAUCUUGCCAAGCGGUUUCGAUGCUGCCAUUCCCCUCACGGACACGGAGGUGAGGAAGCUGGGGCUCUUGCUGUGGAAGGACAUCGUCAGAUGGGUGCAGGAGACAGAGGCAAAUCGCUUCCUUGGGCUCUUCAGAGCUGACCAUCAAACAUCCAAGACAUUCGGAUGGGAUGGCAAGGAGAUGUCAACUUCACGAGGGUUGGAGCCAUUGGAGCCCGGGGCCACCCCGCCAGAGUGGUCCUUUGUUCCUGUGACUGACCUGUUUCUGGUGGUCGGAGAGGGUCUCGUCGGUGUCACCACCGAGGGCAUCUUUGCAGAAAAAGCCAAAGGCCAGAAAAGAACAAGCCUCAGAGAUUGCUACAAGCCAAAGAUGCUCACCGACCAAAACGGGGCGCCUGACGCCUCCGGCCCGUCCAAGCCCGAAGACAUGGGUGCUUAA
Symbiodinium natans is the source of this 1998-nucleotide messenger RNA. The record is from the annotation of a GenBank genome assembly. NCBI's taxonomy places the organism in Eukaryota, Dinophyceae, Suessiales, Symbiodiniaceae.